CGCCUCCCCGUGACAGAAUUAAUUUACCGAGAUCCGUCCAGCGCACUCAACCAUGUUAUCCCUAGUUCGAUCUCCGAGCUACGAUACAUCUGAACUUCAGAGGUGAAGCUUGAAGCUAGAAGGGCUCAACGCUCAGCACCCGUUCAGCUAUUGGAAUGCAGAUCGUCCUGGCGCAUCGCAAGACGUCUACCGGGGCUGGGAACCGCGGAAUGGACUGCCCACACGAAGAAUCCAUCGCCGCUGCCUUCAAACGAUCUCCGUCCUGCAUCCGGCGUCGCAAAUUGUCACGGGCGUCGAGUGAUCGAUGUGCUCCGCUUCGGCCGAUGGUGUCCGAUACUGCGCAUCUGCUCACGCCGGACGAACAUCGUCCAGAACGUCGUACGGUGGUUGUAGGUUGAGCAGUCCAGAACGUCGUACGAGGCUUGUGGGCUGGUCCAUACUUAGGUCCUGUGCCAAGUGGUUCGUACGUCAACGGAUGAGCCCUGGGUCCGCAAUGCAGUGAUGUUGUCUGGGAGCGUCGCGGCCGUUCGCCUACGGGCUGAUCAAAGGCGGGGGUCCUUGUUCCCAUGGCCCAGUGCCGAUGUCCGUGCGCACCCCUAUCUCCGUCCACGCUCUGUCCGCACCACGACGACAGUCCCCAUUCCUUUGUUCACCGCGAAGAUGGAUCACUGCCCUCCCGAAAUCGCAUUUCGCAUAUGCGAAUAUGCGUGCAUGGACGACGGCACCACGGCGCGCUCAUUAUCACUUGUAUCGACCUACCUUCACGACGUCUCUCAACCACUGCAAUGGCGCAAUGUGGCCGUCAGUGGGCUCAAGCAAGCUCGUGCGCUCCUUACGGUCCUCGACUCUAGCAAUCAUUCACGCCGAAAGGUCAUUGCCCACCUCCUACUCUCCGACCGCGUGGAGGAAUAUGCGGUUGUUGAUUGGUACCGUCACCGUGCUCCCAGGGACGAAGAAGACGCUCUCAGGCUUCGCGAAUGGAACCACGAACGCGCGGAAUGGAGAGAAGUGCAGAACCGUAUCCUUUCCUACGCUGCGUCCACCUUGAAGACGCUCACUGCCCUCUUCCACGACCCUUACCAGAGUUCCUGGUAUAUUCAAGACGCGCUGAACUUUUCGUAUCCAGUUCUCGAAGAGCUCACGAUCAGAGGAAGUGCCUGGGAACCACGAUUCGCGGACGAUAUGACCCCGGAGACCGAUCACGCAAAUGUUGAUCUGCCCUCCCUCCGCAAGAUUCACCUUGUUGGCACCGGCUCCUUCCAGCGCGUCAUUCGUCAACUCGCCAUUCGUUCGCCAAUCAUCUCGCACCUCCGGUUGACCGGCAUCUCGAGAGAUCUCGGCUUCACCACCAAGCUGUAUGCCGAACUACACGAGCGUGGGCUUGCGCCAUCCUCAUUGGAGGGUGUGAAGUCUUCCUUCCGACGCAGGCUGCAGGGCGAGGAUUCGAUCGUGGCUCGCGAUGUAGACUGGCCCGCGAUCCUGCCCGCAGCGUUGGAGCUCCUAGUGACGCAACCGAUGAGAAUGCCGCCAACUACAGAAUGCCGGUGUUGCUCGGGAUAUGCCGCGACGGAAUGGGUGACGCAUGUACUUCGGGAGAUCGGGAAAGCGCAGGGUAACGCAUCAGACUCGUCGUCGGAAGGCGAAUCCGAGCACAUGCACGAAGGCAAGGGCAGGAGGAGCACCGCCUUCUUGUACCUCCCUGCGGCGAGGGACCUCUACACCUUCGCGGACGCGAAGGGAGACUGGGUUGACGGUUUAUCUGGUGGCGAAGGCUGCUGGGAGGGGAGGCGGGACUUCGACCUUGACCCAUGGUCGGAGGAAUCCGAGCAGGAGGACGGCACGGGUAGCACCGGUAGCUUUUAGAAGGUGGCGCCCACCGUAUUCCUGUAUGCACUGGGGGCUGGCCCUCUUUUCGCUUUUUGGCUUACAAUGCGUCGGUAUAAUGUUAGUGCUGGGUUAAUGAGGGGCAACUUUUUACUGGGAUUGUGUUCACGUUGCUUCGCAUGAACAUUGAAUACAUUGCCCGUCGGUGAUGACCUCCC
Molecule: messenger RNA, 2042 nt
Organism: Punctularia strigosozonata HHB-11173 SS5
Lineage: Eukaryota; Fungi; Basidiomycota; Agaricomycetes; Corticiales; Punctulariaceae
Exons: 3
Coding region: 661-1863 (400 amino acids)
Source: RefSeq, a predicted model, not a curated record